Molecule: messenger RNA, 2112 nt
Organism: Chaetomium globosum CBS 148.51
Lineage: Eukaryota; Fungi; Ascomycota; Sordariomycetes; Sordariales; Chaetomiaceae
Exons: 3
Coding region: 1-2112 (703 amino acids)
Molecular function (GO): protein binding
Source: RefSeq, a predicted model, not a curated record
AUGGCAGUCGUUAUUGCUCCUAGCAUGGGUUCGACCAAAGACAGCACGGGGGCUUUGCCCAAGCGGAGGCUCACAAAGGAGGAGUUGACCAAAACACACAGUGUACACCUCAAGAAGCAGGACAACUCGCCACACGCGCCGAGGCCAGUGAAGCAACCAGUCAUGUCGGACGCGUACCCGGCAUCAUCUAAGUCUAUCAGAGAGCUUGAGAUUAUCCCAUUAAGUGAGCUACGUGCGGGGGCACAUCAUCGGGGUAAAGGGCUCAUCGUCAAGGCCAUCAGCGCCCCGUUUGUGGGUGCUGGUGCGGUGAGCAUUGUGGAGGACGAGGCCGGGAACGCCGACAAGUUGGCCAUCUACAACCAAGCCGACUCAUCAAUCCUAUCUGGCGUACCAGAGGGGUGUGUGGUUGCGAUCAAGGAACCGUACUACAAAAACAACGGCGUCCAGGACGACUUCAUGAUCUGCGUGGACCACCCCUCGGACGUCAUCCUCCUGCGGUUCACCGACCUAAUCAUCCCGGAAUCCCUGAGACUGGGCCCUCUCCUCAAGACAGCCGAGGACUGGAGGAACGCUGCCGACCGUGCCUUUAUCGAGAAGGACUUCCCCACCUCCGUGUUCUGCUACACGGAAGCCCUCGAAGUCUCCUCGGACCCCGCCUUCCAAGCCCCCAUUCACACCAAACGCUCCGGCGUGAACCUCAUCCUCGGGCGCUACGACGCCGCCAAAGCCGACGCGCUCGCCUCGCGCACGGGCGGCCCCCACGACUGGAAAGCCUACUACAACGCCGGGCGCGCCGCCUACGGGCUCUGCGACUACACCACCAGCCACGAGCUCCUCACCAAGGCCCUCGACCUCAACCCGACGCACGCCGGCAUCCAAAAAGAACACGCCCGCUGCACGGCGCGCCUCCACGAGGAAGCCACGGGCGCCUACGACUUCGCCGCCAUGCAGGCCUCCCUGUCGCCGCAAUCCGUGCACCUCGACCGCGGCUCUUUCCUCGCCAACACGCGCGUGGGCGAUUCGGCGCGGCACGGGCGGGGGUUGUUCGCCACGCGGGCGCUGCGCGCGGGCGACCUGGUCUUUGCCGAGAAGGCCACGCUCAUGCCGAACCAGUACGAGCCGGCGCGGGCGUCGGCGGCGCUGUACGCGCUGAUGGUGCGGCAGCUGUGUGAUAACCCGUCGUUGGCGGGGCCGGUGUUGCGGUUGUUUGAUGGGGGGUAUGAGAGGGGCGGUGGGGUGGGGGAGAUGGUGGAUGGGGUGCCGGUGGUGGAUGUGUUUCUGGUGGAGGCGAUCCGCACGCGGAACUGCUUCAGUGCGCCGCGGUCGACGUGGGAGGAUACCCGCCCGAGCGCGCCCGAGGGCAGGCAGUGCAAGGGCCUGUGGGUGCAUGCGAGCUAUAUGAACCAUGACUGCGUGGCUAAUACCAUGCGGUCGUUUGUGGGCGAUAUGCUGGUCAGCAGGGCGACGAGGGAUAUUGAGGAGGGGGAGGAGCUGUUCCAGCAGUAUGUCCCUGUCAAGCCGCUACCGGAUGUGCGGAACAGGCAGUUCAAGGAGGGGUGGGGGUUUGAGUGUGGGUGCACGCUGUGCACGGCGGAAGCGCGUAGUCCGGAGGCUAUGCAAGCCAGGAGGAAGGAGUUAUUGAUCGCGGUGGAGAAGCUGUGCAGCAAGAAGAUGCCGGGCCGGGAGCUGAUCCCAGAUGCGAAGAUCCGGAGCGUGGACAAGUUGACGAAACAACUGGAGGAGGCGCACGAGAAGGAGGUGUAUGAGGGUGUGCCGCGGCUGACGCUGGUGUACCCGAGCAAUUGGCUGGUGGCGGCCCACCGGGGGAGGAAGAACCAUGGUAAAGUGGUCAAGUAUGCCAUGAAGGUGUUGCGGAACUUUGGAUUCAAGGUGCCGGACGAGAGCGAAGUCUGGGAUCCGAGGGACAUCUUUACCAAGUCCGGUAACGGAACUCUCAUGACGGUCCAUAUCGUGGCUACUCUCAGAACGCUGGCGGAGGCAUACGGGGCGUUGGGACACAGGGAGAUGGUGGAACGGUGUAUUGAGGCGGCCAAGUUCGGGUACCAGUUAGUUACGGGCUCAGAGAACGAUCUGGCAACGUUGGAUAAGUGA